AUGAAUGCUCACAAGCGUUUGGGUGGUGUAACUGAGAACAUUUUUAACCUGUCACUAGAGGGACAUAAUAUACAGAAAAGACAGCCUUUGGGGAAGGAAGAGGAAGCCCUUGGGGCCGCCUUGAAGCCGCUGGUGUUCCGAGUGGAUGAAACUACACCCAGAGUUGUACAGAGUGUCCUUCUGGAGCGUGGGUGGGACCAAUUUGACGAGCAGCAACAGGAUGUGGAGGACUGGAAUCUGUACUGGAGGGCAUCCUCCUUCCGGAUGGUAGAGCACGUCAAUGUCAAGCCCUGGCAGAGACUGAACCACCACCCAGGGACAACCACACUCACUAGGAAGGACUGCCUGGCCAAGCACCUGGCAUACAUGAGAAGGCUCUAUGGUGAGUCCCUCUAUGAGUUCACACCCCGGACAUUCAUCAUUCCCAAUGACUACACCAAGUUUGUAGCUGAGUACUUCAAGGAGAAGCAGGUGCUGGGUACCAAACCUACCUACUGGAUCUGCAAGCCAGCAGAGCUGUCACGUGGGAGGGGGAUAAUCAUUUUCAGUGACAUUCGAGAUCUCAACUUCAACGGCACGUACGUCGUGCAGAAAUACAUCUGCAACCCUUUACUUGUGGGUAGAUACAAGUGUGACCUCCGCAUCUACGUCUGCAUCACUGGCUUCAAGCCUUUGACUAUUUAUGUGUACAAGGAAGGGUUAGUGCGGUUUGCCACUGAAAAGUUUGACCUCCAUAAUUUGCAAGACUCUUACGCCCAUCUGACCAACAGUAGCAUUAACAAAUCUGGGGCCUCGUAUAAGAAGAUCAAAGAGGUGGUGGGUCAAGGCUGCAAGUGGACCCUCAGCCGGUUCUUCUCUUACCUUCGGAAUGGGGAUGUGGAUGACCUGCUGUUGUGGCAGAAGAUCAAACACAUGGUGAUCCUCACCGUCCUGGCCGUGGCUCCGUCAGUCCCUGUUGCCUACAACUGCUUUGAGCUUUUCGGGUUCGACAUCCUUAUUGAUGAAAACCUGAAACCAUGGCUCCUAGAAGUCAACUACAGCCCUGCUUUGUCCCUGGACUGUUCCACAGAUGUCUCUGUGAAGAGAAGUCUUGUCCAUGAUGUUAUUGAACUGAUUCACUUAAACGGCCUAAGAAGGGAGGAGAAAAAGUGCAGCAGAGCUUCUCCAGGGAACCCCAAGGGCAAACAGCUUGAGCUCUACACAGCCCCUGCUUCCCCUCCCUAUGUGUCUCUCAUACGGUUUACAAGCAGGAUGUGCAGUAAAACCAACCCUGUUGUGCAGAGAGUCGUCAACGUGUAUCCCAAGCACACACGCACCUCCCAGCUGAGAGAAAUGAUGAACAAGCAGCGCAUGCUUCUAACAAGAGAAGGCGCCCAAAGCAAGCCAAAGCUGAAGGCUUGCCAUACGACGCGCAAGGCGCUCUCUCCUUAUACACCUGUAGCUCAGUCACAGCCCCACAGGAUGAAGGGGCCCGUGGGCAUCCUUCCAGAAACCGGCUAUGUACCAGAUGACCAUGCAGGCAACUUUGUUCUCAUUUUUCCAUUCAAUGAGGCUACUUUUGGAGCCUCCAGGAAUGGAUUAAAUGUCAAAAGAAUAAUUCAAGAGCUCCAGAAACUAAUGAAUAAAUAA
Onychomys torridus (southern grasshopper mouse) is the source of this 1629-nucleotide messenger RNA. It is a transcript of the gene Ttll2, whose product is annotated as tubulin tyrosine ligase like 2. The transcript is spliced from 2 exons. NCBI's taxonomy places the organism in Eukaryota, Metazoa, Chordata, Mammalia, Rodentia, Cricetidae. Gene Ontology annotation, cellular component: cilium. Gene Ontology annotation, biological process: protein polyglutamylation; microtubule cytoskeleton organization. The record is from RefSeq and is a predicted model, not a curated record. Bases 1 to 1629 code for a protein of 542 amino acids. Gene Ontology annotation, molecular function: tubulin binding; tubulin-glutamic acid ligase activity.